CGACGAGAAAGAGGAGGAAGAAGAAUCUACGGAUACGCAAAUACGUAUAUUUUCCUCGUCGCGAAACCUAAAAGAGCUCAAUUGUUGAAUCAAGAAGAUUUUGAAGUUGGAAGAUGAUGGGGCAAACGAAUCAAGGCUCGAGCUCAACUUUUGCGAAUACGCGUAAAAGGGGUCGUCCUCUCGGAGAUGAAGGCCAGGGUGUUACUAGCACUGAUGAGAAUCUGAUAGGUAGAGUGUUCUCUGGUGUGGUUGAAGGUUCUUUCGAGGCGGGAUACUUUCUCAACGUAAAGGUCCUUGACACGGAGAAGCAACUCAAAGGCAUCGUUUUCUUACCAAAUAAAGUUGCUCCUCUUACUCCAGCUACUGAUUUGUUUCCCCAAGCUAAGAUGUAUGUCAGAGAAGCUCCCUCUUCAACUCCACCAGAUGUGGAGAAAAAUCAAGCUGGUGACUUAGGUUCUGAGCCUCGAAUUGACAAAAACCAAUCUGCUAUGCUGCCUGAGAAUCAGCCAAUGAGUCUUGGUUCCGCGGCUAGUGAUGAGAGGAAUCAUCAUCACCCUAUGGAUAAUACAGAGAUGAAUGGUCUCACUGAAACUGAAGGCCAAACCCUCUCUCUGAUGCCACAGUUUGCUAGUGAUGAUAUACCUAAAGAGGAUCACACUCUCCUGAGACCUGAAGCUUGUGAAGCAAGUAAGACAGCAGUUGCAGUCACUUCUUCUUCACCUGAAGAUUCGUUUGCUAAAGGUUCGACUACUUUCGUUGAUUUCUUCCCAGCACCUGCAACGAAUCUAAAACAACCCACGGGAUCCAGCUCGUCGUUCAGCCUUGAACUCUUUCAGAAUGAGACUAAGCAACCAGGAACUGAGGAUGACAAAUCUCCUGCAGAUGCUCAGCCUCGUGGAGCGGAGGUGAAAUCGGCUUCUCCUGUUGAUGAUGAUGUGCCAGAGGAGCUUCAGCUAGAGCUUGGCAACAAGAAAAUGAAUGCCUCAGCCCUUGUAACUGAACCUAUUCCUGAUCAGCCUGCUGUAUCUAAGAGUGGUUUCUUGGUGGAUUUGUUUGACAGUAGAGAAGAGACCGUGAAAGAACCAGAAGAAAGUCAUGCAGGUUCAGAGAGUGGCUUCCCAGAGGCUUCAACACAAGUAGAUGAUGAUGUUGAUUCUUGAGAAGUGGAUUGCAAAGAAGCUGUUGGUAUUGUUCAGAGCAGAAGCGCUUUCGUUUUCCUUCUUUUGCUUAGAAACUUAGGCUAGUUAGCGAACUUGUCAGGCUCUUUCUUCUGUCUCUCUUUUGUGGCAUUGUGUUUUUGUUCAUUUGCCAGCAAACAUGCUUUUUCCUAAGUCUUUUGCCUUAGUUUUUUUCUUCACGUCUUGUUGCAACUUUAUCUUCCACAUUUCAAAAAUGUCGGUAAAAUCUACAAUAUUGUAUAUAUCUCAGAAUGACCCACUCGCCGCAAUAUAUAGACAUCCUUCUUUUC
Messenger RNA from Eruca vesicaria subsp. sativa (arugula), 1468 nucleotides. Lineage: Eukaryota; Viridiplantae; Streptophyta; Magnoliopsida; Brassicales; Brassicaceae. The record is from the annotation of a GenBank genome assembly.